This is a messenger RNA of Solea senegalensis (Senegalese sole), 8076 nucleotides long. It is a transcript of the gene nbas, whose product is annotated as NBAS subunit of NRZ tethering complex. The coding region runs from base 192 to 7316 and encodes 2374 amino acids. Gene Ontology annotation, cellular component: endoplasmic reticulum membrane; Dsl1/NZR complex. The record is from RefSeq and is a predicted model, not a curated record. The transcript is spliced from 53 exons. Gene Ontology annotation, molecular function: SNARE binding. NCBI's taxonomy places the organism in Eukaryota, Metazoa, Chordata, Actinopteri, Pleuronectiformes, Soleidae. Gene Ontology annotation, biological process: retrograde vesicle-mediated transport, Golgi to endoplasmic reticulum.
GAACACUCGUGUAUUGUGUGUAUAUAUGGUAUAAACUAUUUUAUACAAUAUCAUCGCAAUACAGUUUUACAAACUUAAGACGUCAGUACCGAUUGUUCUUAUGGGCUAUGUUCGUUUCCCAAAAGCGGUUUCCUCAUAUAUAUUGUCCCGUGUGGGUCGCCGUAGAUCGUUGACAACUAGUUCAAGUAAACAUGGCUGAAGAAUCUCUGAUUGACAGCGAAGAGGAACAUAUUUUGUAUGACUUACUUGUUAUUACCGAAUGGCCGCCAGAGACGGACACUCAGCUGCGAGGCAGCAAAGAACACAACACUUCUCUUGUUGCAAAAGCUGUAACAGGGCCGUUCCGCUUAAUUCUGCACUACUUGUGGUACAGCCCGUCCAGCUCUACUCUGCCUCUGGGUCUGGUCCGCCUGGCAAACAAGCAGAUCAACUGGCAUGUGGUGCUUGCAAGUAAUGGCAAACUCUUGGCGGUGGUUCAGGACCAGUGUGUGGAGAUUAGGUCUGUGAGAGAUGACUUUGGCUCUGUCAUUGGGAAGUGCCAGGUGCCAAAGGACCCGAACACGCAGUGGCGGAGAGUGGCAUGGAGCCACGACUGCACCCUGCUGGCCUACGCUGAUAGCACUGGCACCGUGCGCGUUUUUGACCUCAUGGGCAGUGAACUUUUUGUCAUCCCACCGGUAUCGAGUUUUCCGGGGGAUCUCAGCUGUGCGGUGGCAGGUCUGAUCUUCUUGGAGUACACAGCCAGUGCUCAGUGGUCAGCCGAGCUGCUUGUUAUCACAUAUGGGGGUGCUCUCAAGAGUUAUCUCGUCAGUGUGGGAACCAAUCAGAACUUCCAGGAAAACCACAGCUUCAGUUUCUCUGCCCACUACUCGAAUGGCAUCACCUCGGCUGUUUACCACCCUCUCCACCGAUUGCUCCUAGUGGGAGGCUGUGAGUCUGGGGAUGACACCAUGUCCAAGGCCUCUUGCUGUGGCAUCACAGCCUGGAGGACUCUCUCGGGCUCACCGCACUACAAGCAGGUCACCAGCCAUGAAGAUGAUGUCAAUCCAAAUCAGAAGAGAGGUUUUUUCAGGAUCCCCAGUUUCAGGUUCUUUCCAAGACAAGGAGAUGAAAAGGACGGUGUCUUCCGCAUGAGCCUGAGCCCCGAUGGUACCCUCCUGGCUGUCAUCCAUUUCUCAGGGCGACUGUCUCUCUGGGACAUGCCCUCACUUAGACAGAGGGCCACAUGGAACCAGGAACAACAGCCAGGAUUUGAGGAGAUCAACCCAGAGUGGAAGACAUCGCUGGAGAGACGGAAGAAAAUAAAAGAUAAGGAACAGUACUACCCGCUGGUGGAUGUGAGCUGGUGGAGUGACAACGUGUUGAUUAUGGCUCGCUGCUCCGGCUCCGUCACCGUCUCAUCCGUGAGGACGCUCCGCAACCUCCUGGGCAAAUCCUGUGAAUGGUUCGAGCCUUCACCUCGAGUCACCGCAGCGCAUGACGGCGGCUUCCUCAGCCUGGAGUGUGAGGUGAAGCUUGCACAGAAGCGCGCACGUUUGGAGAGCAACUUGAGCAGCGGGGCCAGUGACGACGAGGAGGGAGAUGAAGGAGGGGAUUCUGACUCGGACGAAGAGUCCUCCGCCAAAGCCCGCUACUUUGGCUACGUCAAGCAGGGCCUGUACUAUGUGACGGAGAUGGAGCGCUUCGCCCCACCGCGUAAGCGCUGCCGCACUGUGAUGAAGAACUAUCGUCUGGUUAGCCUGAGGUCAACCACACCAGAGGAGCUGUACCAGAGGAAGAUUGACAAUGAGGAAUAUGGUGAAGCCCUGUCUCUUGCCCACGCUUAUAAUCUGGACUCUGAUCUGGUCUACCAGAGACAAUGGAGGAAGAGUACCGUCAGCAUCGCCUCGAUACAAGAUUAUCUGAGCAAGAUCCGCAAGCGCUCAUGGGUGCUGCACGAGUGUGUGGAGCGAGUGCCAGAGAAUGUCGACGCAGCCAAGGAGCUGCUGCAGUAUGGCCUCAAGGGAACCGACCUGGAGGCCCUGAUAGCCAUAGGGAACAGAGAGGACGGCGGCAGGUUUAUCAUGCCAGGCGACGUUGACCUUGAUGAGCUCCCCUAUGAAGACAUGCUGUCACAUGAAGAGGAGUUGGAGAAGAAGAAGGAGAGGGAGAACAAGAAGAGACGGGAGCUGUUAGCCAGGGUCGAUUUUUGCAGGCUAACUCUGGAGCAGAAGGAGCUGUGUCGGAGCCGACUGAAACUACUCUCCUACCUGGACCGGCUGGCCACAUAUGAGGAGAUACUCGGCGGGCCUCAUGCAGCGGAGCAGAAAUACGAUGCAGAGUUCUUCAAGAAGUUCCGCAGUCAAAAUAUUGUUUUGUCAGCAAGAAACUAUGCCAGGGAGAGUAACGUGCAGGCUCUGGACAUUCUCUUUACGUACCAUGGAGCAGAUCUCCUCCAGCACCGCCUUGCUCUCAUUUACAAUUUCCCAGAAACCACCUCUCCACACGAGUACACCAUCCUGCUACCCGAGGCUUGUCUGGACGACAGAGGUGAGUUGGUGUUAAUUCCAUGGGAUGAGCAGAGACACAGAGAAAUGGACUGGUGCGAGGCAGAGGAGUGCAGAGCGGUGCUGGACCAGAACUUAUUCGACGACGACAGCUUCCUGUAUGAAGAGAUUCCAGAGCUGCUGAGGUUCCGCUCCGCCUCACCCUCCAUUGAGCUGCUGACUGACUGGUACCAGAGCAGAGCUCAGGAUAUUGAAUCCUGCUCCAGACAGGUGGACUGUGCACUCUCGCUGGUGCGUCUCGGGAAGGAACGAGAGAUCCCGGGGUUGAGGCUACUGGGUGAUGACUUGGUCACCAUGGAGACACUUGUGUACGAAACAUCAUGUGACCUGAGUCUGACACUUAAAGACCUGCAGCAGUUAAGCGACAUUGACAAGCUCCGCCUGCUCAUGAAAAAUUCCAGCACAGAGCGCUACGUGAAAGACGCUUUCCAGUGGAUGGUGCCAUUUUUGCACCGCUGUGAGGGACAGAGAGAGGGCGCUGCGAAAUCUCUACUCGGAGAUUACCUGGUCAGCUUGGCCCAGCAAGACCUCAUCCUGCCCCUCAUCAUCUUCCAGCACUCUAAACCUGAUUGCCAGCAGAAGAUCAUUGGUGACCCAGACCAGCUGAUGGCAGCCGCUCUGGAGUGCAUCUACACCUGUGAGAGAGAUGACCAGCUCAGCCUCUGUUAUGACAUCUUGGAGUGUUUGCCGCAGAGGGGAUAUGGGCCAGAGACGGACGUCACCGCUUCACUCCAUGAUCAAGUGGACAAAUUAGAAAAGCAUCUCAGUGUGGUGGAGGUGCUGGAGAAACAUGGUCUACAGAAACCCAUCUCGUACGUGAAGAACAGCCAGAGCAGUGAGGAGGAAGCCCACCAACUCAUGGUCAAACUGUGCCGCCACACUGGCCGCAAGAACCCUCCAGUGAGCGAGACGGUGUGGAAAGGCCUUCUGCAGGACCUGCUUGAUAUGCAGCAGAAUGUCUACACGUGUCUGAAAGCAGAGACAUGUCACCAGGUCUUUGUUGAGUCCCUGUUGUGCUCCAGCCGUGUGGAGAAUAUACGUCUCGCAGGUCAGCUCAUGCACUGCUCCAAGGUCAGUCAGGAUGUUCCUGUCAGCUUGUCAUUCCGGGGCAAAGGUUAUGCUCUGAAGGUGGCCUAUGACAACAGUGUGGAAUUAGUGUUGGCUUCUGCGAGAGAAUACUUCAACUCAUCCACAACGCUGACGGACUCCUGCAUGGGCCUGGCCAGGGCGUGUCUCCAGCUCAUCGUGGACUGUCCUCCUGCCAUCCAAGAGGAACUGGACCUCAUUAGCACCCUCAGCCAACUGGAAGACUUCAAUGUCAGCAUCCUCCCACUGCAAGUGCGGCUGCGAUCAAACCGUCUGUCUCUCAUAGAAGAAUGCAUCGCCCAGUGCCCCACGGCCUACAAACAGUCCACCACUCUGCUCAAUGUGGCCUCACUUCUCCGAGUGGCAGGAGAUGAUGAGGCCACACGGAAAGGCCAAGUACUGACCUUGCUGGCAGAGCAAGCUCUUCAGUGUUCCGACUUCAAGACCUCUUACAUCCACUGUCAGGACCUCAUGGCUGCAGGUUACAGUCCAGGGUGGGAGGUCUGCAGUCUGCUUGGCCAGUGUGAUGGAUAUGGAGACCUGGAGGCCCGGCAAGAGCUUUUAGCUUUUUCUCUAACCCACUGUCCCCCAGACAAAAUCCAUGGCCUCCUGGCUGCAUCCAGUGACCUGCAAACUCAGGUGUUGUACCAGGCCGUUAACUAUCAAAUGGAGCCUGUUAUUACAGAGUGUGGACGAGAGUCAGACGAGACGGAUGCUGUGAAGGCCUCUGCUUCCACCGCGGGCUCGCCUGUGGGGACAGCGGGGGACCUGCUGCACAGGACCACAGCCAAGACCAUGGAAGUGCUGACCACCACAGGCCUGACCACCAAGGCUGUGCUGACCGCAGUGAGUGACCACCGCUGGUGGAAAGAAUCGCUCAACUACCUCCGGCCACUUCAAGGUCGCGACGCAGGAGCCACGACGCAGGAAGGUGCAUGUGAGAACUCGAACCUGGAGCAUCAAGGCUGUAGCCCCUUUUAUCAGGAACUUAUCGAGGAUCGCUACGUAGACCUGAGUCAAGAUGUGUACUCGUCCUACAAAGACCUGCCUCAGGAAAACUUUGCCGAGGUUUUGCUGAGGACUGGCAAACUGGCCGAGGCCAAAACAGAAGGAAAAACCCUGUUUCCUGCCACAGAGGUUUUGCUGCAGUUGGCCAAUGAUGCAUUUCCCAGGGACAUGAUGCUGGCUCUGUCCUACUUACUGGCCCUGCCUCAGGUGUUGGAUGCCAACAGAUGUUUUGAGAAACAGUGUCACUCCGCCUUGUCACUCCAGCUGGCGGCUUACUUCUAUUCCCUGCAGAUCUACUCCCACCUCAAACCCUGCUUCAGGGACAAGAACCACACUCUCUACCAGGCUGACCCGAAGGAGCUGAUUCGAUUGGUCACACAGCAUGUGUCUGCAUAUUCGUGUUGGCCGGAGGAGCUGCAGAAGUUGAUAAGUCAGCUGCACGUGUACAACGAACGCCUGACUGACUUCACCCAGGCCCAGGUGUUACAGGGGCUGGGCCGCGGUGUGGACGUCCAACGCUUCAGCUCCGACUCCAACUACAAGAAGGAGACCAUCCUUGGCCUGACAGAGACACUGGAUGACAGCGUGUACAGAAUCGCUCUGUCUCUGGCUAAGCGCUACAGUGUGCCUCUGUGGGAGAUCUACAUGACUCACCUCGAGUUCCUCUUUACAGAUAGCGGUCUGUCCACCAAGGAAAUUGAGUCACGGAGCGGGUCCCUUGGUCUGUUCAACACCUUGAAGUGUAACCCGCAGGACUUUUACAGCCACAUGACCAAGUACGUGCUGCCAACUGUGGAGGGAACUGACCUAAGCCGCUUGCUCUACUAUUACGCCCUGCUGGACGGCGCGGGCUGCGAGCCUUACGUCACCACCACCAUCAAGCCAGACGUCCAUGUCAAACUGCUCAAGAAGCUUCGAGCUGUCGCCAACGGCUUAGACUACCGGAAGCUGACUGACGAGUCCUUGGAUCCACUGGUCACUCUGAAGUCAGUGCUGACCAGUCAGAAUGUGCUGUCCAUCUCCAAACUUGCCAGCCGGCUGCCUCUACCCGGUGGCGGAGGAGCAACGGUCUCGCCCAGUGCGGUCCACGCAGUGUGGCUGCAAAAGCUGUUUUGGAAAGGAGACCCACAGCUGCUGAAGAGGCCCCCAAACAGUGACCAGGACUACCUGCAUGCUUACGACACCUGUGCCAAAUAUCUGGACAGGCUCGUUCCCGCUGACAUCGUCCGCUUCCUGGACGGUAUCACCUUUUCACCUGAAGCAGCUAAAAAUCUGAGCGUCCAGGCAAGGAUGGAGGUGAUAAAGCGAGCCACCAAGCCUCUGCGGCAGCUGGCCGAUAAGAGCCGGAAGAGAGGAGGAGGCAACGGCAACUCGGAGCAGGAAGGGAUGGACCAAGCGGCGAUGAGUUUUGACGAGGCUAUCGCACAUCUGCAGCAGUCACAGGCCCACCUGGACACUCUGAGCCAUGCCUUCAUUCUGUCGUUAAAAGACAGCCAACAGGAACGGCUCCAGGGUUACAGUCAACUGUAUGAUUUGUCCCGGUCUGAGAGGUCAAAAGUACGUGAGCUGGCAGUAACCAUGGCAACUGAUGGGCAGCCUCUGGACAGCAUUGGGAAGCUUCUGCACGUUGCUGUUGGACCCCUAGACCUUUCCGUCAAAACUGUGCUUCAUGAUGCAGUGGCGAGAACAGUCGCUGCACUCAGUGGAGACCCAGAGACCCCAACAAAUUACUCACAACCGCUCCGGGUCCUGGAAGCCAUGGUAACCGCUGUGCACAACAAUGUCCAGAGUGGUGACAGCGCCGUGACCUCAGAUGACCUCCUGGCUUGGCUCCGUCCCUUCUGUGGAGACUCCUCGCUGCCAGUGCGGCCUCGGAUCAACGUGCUGCAGAUCCUGGAGAGCAACUUCAGCCUCCGAGACAGUGAUGUUCGUCUGUUGUUGCUCUACAGAACUCAGGCUGUUUUCAAAGACAGAGAGGUGCAAAUAGAAGAUGUAGAGACUGAGGACAAACGAUACACUCUCUUCCUGGAGCUACUGGAAUCUGCUCAGAAGUGGGAGGACUUUCAGCUUCUCAUGCUCCUCCUACAAGCAUGGCCACCUAUGUUGAAAGAGGAAGUGGCAGAGUCAGAGAGUAACCCCUGGGUUGUGCUGACCUCAGCCUUGCUGACCCACUGCCAAGGGUCAGAGGGCGAAUUAGACCUGGGUCAGCAGAUCGUCACCAUGGUGCGGACUCUCUAUAACACCAAACACAAGCUCCCUGUAAAGUGUAUUAAACACAUAGCCGCUCUGCUACUUCAGAACCAGUCCAACCUCCAGCAGCCUGCGCUCAAACUGAUGGCUGAAAGUGGUGAUGAGGAACUGCUGCAGCUGACUCUGGAUCAGGUCAACAAAAUGACUGUAGAGACAGCUUCCUCCAGCGACGCCGAGCUCCUGUCACUGCUCCUGGAUGCCGGGCUCUUAGUUGGCUGUGUCUCUUCAGCCCUGUACCCCCUGCUCAGCUCCCACAUGCUGUCCCAUCAGCAGGAAGGAGGCUGGGAUGUGGAGAAAGCCGCCGCUGAGCUGCUGGCGGCAGGCCACGGGCCCGAGGCGGGCUCCCUGCUGCUGGCUUACCGUGGAACACACCAGGCCCAGUUCACCUUCAACUCUGCCUUGGCUGUUCUAAGGAAGUGGCUUUGAGGAGGAAAGAGGGGCGGGGGGUGAGGUUGGACCUGCUUUAAGGAAAGAAGAGCAGGAAGACGUCGAGAGAGGUUUGGACGGAGAUUUGAAGCAUUUAUCAUGAGCUGUGUAUGGACGUGAUGUCAGAAUGAACCGCUGCAUUUUGUUCAGUAAUUAGGUUUCGGGUUCAUCAGCUGAGGAUAUGUGAGCAGCAGCUGCCUUCGAGGUAUAAGUAGACCCCUUUAAUAGUGAAACAUCUGCUCCAUUAGGAACACACAAACAUUAAUACACAAACCACUGCCGUCUCUCAGUCAUGAAUGACUGUUCAGAAAGAGAGCGAAGCAGAAAAACAAUGGCUCUUUGCCUGUGGCGUGUGUGCGUGUGUACGUAUGUGCAUGUGCGCUGCGUUCUUGAGUGUGACAAAGCAAUCGAGCAGUAGCUGGAAAGCAGUGGGUGGAUAUUAUUAGCCUGUUGUUCAGUGACAGGUUUGCCUCUUUGACGUACCGUCGUUAAACACGCUGCCUCCGCUUUAUUGUUUCCCCCCCUAAUAACAUCUAAUUAAUUCCCCCUAAACAAAUUAGCCCUGCAGCUGCCCCGCCGCCCUGGGUGUGUGUGUAAAUGCUCAAAUACUGUAUACAAAGCACAAACGCGCCGUCGUUUAUUAUGUAGGCCUAAUGGCGAUGCAGACUGAAAGGGUAUGCGUGUCUGUGCAUGCUUUGUUUUCACCUUAAAAUCUGUUCCGCCCGCCUGAGCUGAAAUAAAAACAAAAGCUUAAACAUGA